AUGGUGGAUGGAAAAACGUCCUCUGUCCUCGUUGAUUCCCUCAAUUCGUUUUGUUUCAUAGGAGUUAGACGUUAUAAGGACGUCAUGCCGUUCGCGAGAUUCGUCCAACCGGGGCGCGUGGCCCUGGUGGCAGAGGGUCCGUUAAAAGGAAAAUUAGUCAGCGUGGUAGAUGUCAUUGAUCAGACGCGUGCUCUUGUUGAUGGACCAGGCAGCGGCGUCCCGAGGCAGCAAAUCCGCCUAAACCAGUUACACCUGACGAAAUUCCGUCUUAAAUUUCCAUUCACUGCUCCUACACGUGUUGUAAGGAAAGCAUGGACAGAAGAAAAACUUAAUGAAAAGUGGGCCGAAAGCCAAUGGGCAAAGAAAUUAGAAAACAAGGAAAAGCGCGCUCAAAUGACAGACUAUGACAGGUUUAAGCUGAGUGCGGCCCGCGUCAAGAGAAAUCGUGCUAGGACUCCUGUUUUCAAAAGCUUAAAACUAAAGGCGGCGCGCGGUGGCGCAUUUGGCAAAAAGAAGGUCCCUAAAGCAGGCGUCAAAAAACCACGAACUAAAAAAGAGACGUCUGCCAAGAAGCCAGCUAAGAAGUUG
Messenger RNA from Iphiclides podalirius (scarce swallowtail), 588 nucleotides. The record is from the annotation of a GenBank genome assembly. NCBI's taxonomy places the organism in Eukaryota, Metazoa, Arthropoda, Insecta, Lepidoptera, Papilionidae.